Messenger RNA from Diabrotica balteata, 966 nucleotides. The record is from the annotation of a GenBank genome assembly. Lineage: Eukaryota; Metazoa; Arthropoda; Insecta; Coleoptera; Chrysomelidae.
AUGUGUAAAUCUCCAAAAAAUUCAACCUACCAGACCAUCAAACAAGAAAAGAUCGAAUAUGAGAACUUAAGCACCAAUUGCACUGUAGUAGGAUCCAAUAAUUUGAAUCUCGUCAAAAAGCCACAAAUCAUAACCAGUAUGUCUCCUGCAUAUUCCAAUCCUAGUCCCAGCUAUCCGCCAUCUCCUUAUUCUUCUCCAGCUAGUCUCAAAUCACCUUCUCCUUCUUUGAAGCCUCCUACACCUCAACCCAACUUUCCAGUCAUGCAGAUUAUUCAAAAUAACAUUCUGGCAAGACCCAUUCAAACAUCACAGCCUCAGAAUAUCAUCAAGUUAAAGCCACAUCUUAAUAUAUUGCCUAAACCAUCAGCUAGUCCACAGCCAUCACCCAAGCCAAGUGUCAGCCCUCAAAUAGUCAUACCAACCAACCAUCAACAAACAGCUACUAUUGUACCGACAGCUCAGCCACUACUUCUCAACCAGAUGCCUAUGCUAACUGCUCCUUCAGUUCAGUUCAUUUUAAGGCCACAAACUGCUACCAAAAUACAACCACAGAUGCAGGCUGCAACAGCUACACCACAAGGACUGAUCCUACAACCCAGUGGGCAACAAUUGUUACAGAUCCAACCGCCUAGGUCCCAACCUAUGGUUAGGGUAUUGACCAAUGGUAUGCAAUUGGCGCCAUCAACUACUACAUAUGUCACACAGGUUGGUCCUCAACAGCCAAACAAUGGAAGUGGUCUUGCUCAGCAAACAUUGAUGAAUAACACUCCACCACAGCAAAUACUUCAACAACAACAACAUCAUUUGAAGAAAAAGCCAAAAAGUAAAGCCAAGAAAAAACUAGACCUCGCAAAUAUAAUGAAACUUUCAGGUAUUGGCGAUGAGGAUGAUAUACAGUUUGAAAGUGAUACUUCUCAAAGUGAAAGCGAACACAAUUCUGUUCCCACAACUCCACAGGUAAGAUAA